Priceomyces carsonii is the source of this 1905-nucleotide messenger RNA. RefSeq names its product Sef2p (gene SEF2). The record is from RefSeq and is a predicted model, not a curated record. Gene Ontology annotation, biological process: regulation of DNA-templated transcription. The transcript has a single exon. Gene Ontology annotation, cellular component: nucleus. Lineage: Eukaryota; Fungi; Ascomycota; Pichiomycetes; Serinales; Debaryomycetaceae. Gene Ontology annotation, molecular function: transcription cis-regulatory region binding; zinc ion binding; DNA-binding transcription factor activity, RNA polymerase II-specific. Bases 1 to 1905 code for a protein of 634 amino acids.
AUGACGACUGCAAAAAUACAAAAGAGAAGAUUUAAGGAGGGACCCUUGGCAUCAACCUUCAUGGUUGAUAACAAGAAACUCAAGACAUGUAUUAGAUGUCGACAACAUAAAACAAAGUGUGACGCUUGGCUUACAAGGCCUGUGCCCUGUAGUCAUUGCAAUAAGAAGAACUUGAAAUGUACUCUUGAUGUAAUAAACAAUAAGCAAAAGAAGUCCACGGACGUGAUUGAGAAGUUGACCGAUGAAGUGCACGGUUUAAGGGAAGCUGUUGAUGCACUAAUUAGCAAUAGAAAUAGAGUCAUCAGAGCAUUCGCUCCAAAGAGAGAAACUACUAAUACACCAUCUCCUGCUUCAGUUGCUGCUCAGAGAUCUCCGUCUUUGAGCGAAAUCCAAGGUUGCAUCAACCUUGCAGAGAGCAAUCCAUCUUAUCUCGCAUUUGAGAAUGACGAGAUAGAAAAGAAGGAGUUUACGAUUAAUUCCAAUUUGAAUACAGACUUCGUUUCUAUUUCGAAGGAAGAGGCGAUAGCCCAUCUCAGGAAUUACGAAAAUAAUUUCAAUAAAUUUCUACCCAUAUUUCCAGAUGACUUUUUCAUCACCAUUGAUGUUCCAAAGUUUGUCAAUGAAAAUGAACUAUUGUUUUGGUGCAUAAUUUUGACUUCGCAUUUAAACCAGAAUCUUCCUCACCAAUAUUUCAGGCUAUGUGAGCACAUUAAAAGUUUGGUAGUUGAGAAAUGUUGGCUUCAAACCCCUAGAUCGGUAUAUACUCUCAGCUCCUUAUUGAUUUUGACUAGCUGGCCGUUACCAACAAGUCCAUCCGGGAAUUUCUCUGACAAUUUGUCAAUAAAAUUUAUAUCUCUUAUGAGAAGCCUUUCCUUGCAAUUUGGCCUUCAUAAACUAGAGUUCAUCGAAGAGUUUAGCCACAAAACUAAAAUGAAUAUCUCAAACGAGGUGAAUUUGAACAAUAUAAUAAGAGAGAGAAUCUAUAAAUUCAUUGGCAUUAAUUCAAAUUAUUGGCUAAUAAACUUAGGCUUAUCUAACAACAACUUUAAUGGAUUUCAAAAAGAUUAUAUUUUGAGUAAUUCAAGUAUUGGCAAUAAGGUUGGAGCUACUGCGGAAGAUAACCACAUUAACUCAUUAUUAAAAAUCUCCUUGGUACAAUCAAAAAUGAACGAGAAUUUGAAUGAAUUGGUCAAAAACGAUGACCCUACUUCUAAAUUAAUAUAUUUGAACAUGUUUGAAAUCAUAUUGAAUGACAUCAGUCUGAUUCUGAAUUCUAAUCGAAUGAUACAACUCUCUAUCGAGUUGUCGAAACUUCAAUUGUAUGUUUAUUCCUUUUCGGAUCUUAAUGUUGAUGUUCAUGAAUAUAAACUGUAUAUUAAAAGGGCUCUUGCAUCGUGCUAUGUAACGUUAAAUCUUUUCGAAGAAGAAUUUCCCCAUAUUACCAAUAUUUAUCAAUUACCUAUUCAUUUCAAAUCGUUGAUCGAGUUGUGUUGUUUAAUCAUGUUAAGGGUAUAUAAGUCACCAUUAUUGGACUCUGAAAAAGAUUAUGUGUUAUUGAAGAAAAAUUUUAACCGAGCUUAUGAAAUUUUGUCUAGGAAUGUCAUAAAAACUCCGUGGUAUAAUUUGAAUUCAAGGUUCAUCCAUAUUUUGAAAAAAGUAAACGAACUUGAUAACGUGGACAUAAUUGCUCGUAAUAGUGACAGUUUUUUUUUAAUUUCUAAAAUGAAAGAUCAUUUAGUUUCAAGCUUGAGGUAUGAAUUAAUUUGGUAUAUUUAUGGGAGUAUUAAGAUGGUAAAGUGUGAUCUGGAAAUGAUUGAUUGGAAAAUUUAUGGGCUUGACGAUUCCAGAGGACAGCAUAAGGAAGUUAUAGACUACUUGAAAAGAAAUCAUUCAAUAUUUAUGUAA